Molecule: messenger RNA, 3514 nt
Organism: Scophthalmus maximus (turbot)
Lineage: Eukaryota; Metazoa; Chordata; Actinopteri; Pleuronectiformes; Scophthalmidae
Gene: hgfac
Product: hepatocyte growth factor activator
Exons: 14
Coding region: 1572-3359 (595 amino acids)
Biological process (GO): zymogen activation; blood coagulation
Cellular component (GO): extracellular region
Molecular function (GO): serine-type endopeptidase activity
Source: RefSeq, a predicted model, not a curated record
UUUUCAUCCCGGCACUACGUGAAUGCAUUAUCAGACAAAGGAGUGUGAUGAGAUUGAUUUUAGUGUUUAAAUAGUUAAAGCCUCUAAACACCUGUAGUUCACCCACAUAGGUGUUUUCUGAUUGGACCUCAUCACAGGACUAUGUGAGCAAGUUGGGUUUGACGGCUCAACUCUCCUAUUAUUCAGUAGCACCCAUUUUGGCGGGUUGACUUUUUGACCAGUCCUCGUUCUCAUUGGUCAGAUUUUUGUGACAUCGGUCAAUUCCCUCCAUAGUCACGCCCCUUUGUUUUCAUCCUGUCCUGGUCUGAUUAGCAAGAGUCGCAAAUAUGUAGUAACUGUGGGCGUGUACAGGCUUAAUUUAAUCACCUUUCAUAUUCUGACCUUCAUGGUAUGUGCUGACAUUUUUCUGUUUCAAUGAAUGUAUUGGUUGUUGGAGCAUUUUGACCGAGAGGUGUGUACUCAUUUCUCAUCAAACCUAGCUUCCGUAGCAUUAGCUUCGGCUAACGGAAUACUUAAGCUAGCUUUUAGUUAAAUUUGCGGAAACUGUACUACAUUUUAAUGCUGAAAAAGUAGUUAGCGCCAGGCAUAAAAAACAAAAAGGUUUCAUUUCGAGAAUAAAGUCGAAAAUUGUGACCCGGAAGCACUUUGCAGCAGCAGCAAACAACCGGAUGUUGAUGUUUUGUUAGAAAGUUUUGCUGUAGUAGCGCUAAUCUGCUAAGCGAGUUGUAAAGUCGCGAAAUUCUUAUUGACGUCAACCUGCCGAAUCUGGAAGAAACGAUGCGGUGACAACGGGUGUUUGCCACACACACACACACACACACACACGCCAACGUGCGUCCUGACACGACAACGUUCCAUUGCAAACAACCGCAAACAGUUUUGAGAGGCGUGCAAGUUACCGAAGCUAGCGUAGCUCUGCUAACGUUUGUGUGACAGCUAACUGAGCUGGCCCCGCAACGCGGUCGUUUGGGGCUAUUUCGACUUGAAUGUCGACAUCUCGACUUCAUUCACAACAUUCCGUCUCUUCUCCCCGAAGUUGUAUUUCCACUUUAGUGUCGACAUUUCCAGCCUUUUUCCUUAUGCCUGGCCAUCAUUCUCUUCCGUAGACAAAGACCUGUCAAAUCUGUCAAUCAUAUUUAUAUGAGGGGGGGGGGGGGAAACAAUCCAACAACAACCGGACUUCACCGAGCAACGCGUUACACGGAGCCCCGGGCAGCACAGGGGGGCAUCGCGCCGGCCGCUGCCUCUGGAAAGUUCCUCUCUCCUCCCUGUCUCUCUCUCCCUCUCCGUCGCUGACUUCUCGUGGGCGUCCGCGGGGAAGGUGUCGCGGGGAAGCACCAGCCACCAGGGCAUAGGAUGCCUCAGAGACAGACGAGCCCGAUGACGCAACGGGUUUACUCAAUGCUGCCUAAUAUCGCGCGGGACAGGACAACACUUGCAGGGUUUCCCACGUCUCCCAUGACGAAAGGCAGGCUGAGGACGCAGACACCGACCGACCAAACGUGACCGAGCGUCUCUCCGAGUGCGGGAACACGAGCUUCUCUCCGGACGCCGGGGCAGAGAGUCUGACGAUGGCACACGUUAUCCUGCUCCUCUUACCCUGUGUCGUCAGUGCACGGACGCGCAUAUUAGUCCCUGGACAUCAAGCAGUCAUCUCCACAGAGCCAUACAGGGAGAGCCGGAAAGUUCUUACUACAACAGGCAAAGAAUGUCGAUUCCCUUUUCGUCAGGGCGGGAGGCUCCACCAUCACUGCUCCACCAUCUUUUCCUCAAGACCAUGGUGCUCCCUCACUCAUAACUUUGAUCGGGACCGGCAGUGGGGCUUCUGUGCGCCAGACAAAACUCAACCAGACGUUUUUGUCCACACGUCUCGCAGACCAACAGACCCCUGUCAAGGGAACCCGUGUCAGAACGGAGGCCUCUGCACGCUGAUCCCACACAGACACACGUUUGAGUGCUCGUGUCCUGAGAGCUUCUCUGGGAGAUUGUGUGAACAGAAGAAGUGCUAUGAAACCAUACACCUGCGCUAUUAUGACAUCGGAGAGUCUUGGGGACGAAUUCACCUCCGCAAUGUGGAACAGUGCACAUGUGUGGCAGGGGAAAUCGAGUGUGAACGAGUCCGCUACACAAUGUGCCGCACCAACCCUUGUCAAAACGAUGGAACGUGUCGACUGAUCACGGCCUCCGGCAAGGAAGUGUGCAACUGCAGGCACAGCAAUAGUGGCCCCGACUGCAGCUACGAGCCAGAGACUGAGUGCUAUAACAGCAGGGGAAAGAGUUACCGAGGGCUGGUGAGCACAACGAUGUCUGGCGUCCGGUGUCUGCCGUGGAACUCGGACCUGCUGCACAACGAGCUCCAUGUGGGCACGGUGGUUGCGUCGCCGCUCAGGGGCCUUGGCGAGCAUGCCUACUGCAGAAACCCAGAUGGGGACAAGAUGCCGUGGUGCUACACACUCAAUGACGACGCCAUCUCCUGGGAGUACUGUGACGUCCCGUCCUGUGUGAUGCCUGUGUCUUCUUCUCGAAGGAUUAUCCCGUUUAAUAAACCACCACCCCGAAAGCCAAGCAAACAGCCGGUGUGUGGGAAAAAGCACAAGAAGAGGUUGUCGAUAGCCAGGGGGCGGAUAAUGGGUGGAACCUCGGCUCUGCCGGGUACUCACCCCUGGAUGGCGGCGAUUUACAUCGGAAAGUCCGACUUUUGCGCCGGCACCCUCGUCUCCUCUUGCUGGGUCAUCUCUGCAGCGCAUUGCUUCUUCCGCAACCCGCUCAGGUCUCAGCUGCGCGUGGUUCUCGGCCAGCAGACCUUAAACGUCACUGGUCCCAACACCAGGACGUUUGGAGUGGAGGAGUACAUCUUUCCAAAACAGUUCUCAGUGUUUAAUCCAACGCUACAUGACAUCGUGCUUAUCAAACUGAAGAAGCAGGACGGGCGGUGUGUGAGGAGAACGCCGUUCAUCCGGCCCAUCUGCCUGCCGGACAAAAGCAUGGUGUUCCCCGACGACUACUGCUGUGCUAUAAGCGGCUGGGGAUACAUGCAUGAGAAGGCUGAGGGUUACUCCAGUCUGCAGGAGGCUGGAGUGAGACUGACCCCCCACGACGCCUGUAGGAAGCCAGAGGUCUACGGCAACCACGUCACCGCUGACAUGAUCUGCGCGGGGCUCUACGGCUGCGUCGACGCCUGCCAGGGCGACUCUGGGGGCCCUCUUUCUUGUGAGAGGGAAGAUGUCAGCUUCCUGUAUGGAAUCAUCAGCUGGGGAGAGGGCUGCGGCCGCUCUGGAAAACCUGGCGUUUACACUAAAGUGGUAAACUAUAUUGACUGGAUCAAUUCAGUGAUCAGACGCAAACCCAAGGCUUCAUGAAUGGAAAUGACCUGGACAUUGGCCUUAGUAUGAGAUAAUGUACUGUAUAAUAUAUUAUAACUUGUUUUUUAUUGCAAUGAUUGUGGAAGUUUAUAGUUGUUGUUUUUUUGUUACUGUGAAACAUUGUGACUGAAUAAACCUUCCCUGACUUGAAA